Molecule: messenger RNA, 779 nt
Organism: Humulus lupulus (European hop)
Lineage: Eukaryota; Viridiplantae; Streptophyta; Magnoliopsida; Rosales; Cannabaceae
Product: ubiquitin-conjugating enzyme E2 36-like
Exons: 8
Coding region: 119-580 (153 amino acids)
Biological process (GO): DNA damage tolerance; protein K63-linked ubiquitination
Cellular component (GO): nucleus
Molecular function (GO): ubiquitin conjugating enzyme activity
Source: RefSeq, a predicted model, not a curated record
GAUAAAACUGAAUAUUACAGAGUUGAAAUUACCAUUCGAUUUCAGCUGUUGUGUUCUGACUCUCUCUCUCUCUAAAAUUCUCUGCGGUCUUCUCUGAGCUCUUUCGGGAAGAGAAUCAAUGGCGAAUAGUAAUCUUCCUCGAAGAAUUAUCAAGGAGACGCAGAGGCUUCUCAGUGAACCAGCUCCUGGAAUUAGUGCUUCUCCAUCUGAAGAAAAUAUGCGGUAUUUUAAUGUGAUGGUUCUCGGUCCAUCUCAGUCUCCUUAUGAAGGUGGGGUUUUCAAGUUGGAGUUGUUCUUACCUGAAGAAUAUCCAAUGACACCUCCCAAGGUUCGCUUCCUCACGAAAAUAUAUCAUCCUAACAUUGACAAGCUUGGACGGAUUUGCCUUGACAUUUUGAAAGAUAAGUGGAGUCCAGCCCUACAAAUUCGAACAGUAUUGCUCAGUAUUCAAGCCCUGUUGAGUGCUCCAAACCCUGAUGAUCCUCUUUCUGAGAACAUUGCAAAGCACUGGAAGACUAAUGAAACUGAAGCUGUUGAGACAGCAAAAGAAUGGACCCGAUUGUAUGCAAGUGGGGAAUGAUGAUGAGAGGCUUCCCGAAAAACUUAUGAUAGUUGUUGAUGUUAAGUGUCUGUCUUUGGUCUUAAAACAUGCUUUUUAGACUCGAAUAGAGACAUAUUUUCUGACAGGUCGAGAUUCCUUGUGAUUUUUCUCAAAUGGGUAGUCUGAGAUAUUAUUGUAUUUUAUGAUAUCAUGAUAAUGUAGGAGUGUUGGUUAUCAA